AUGUUGUUUAGUAGUGGAUGUAUUGUUGUGCUUGUCUACCUCUUUCUGUCUCCAACAGUUCGUUCACGUAACCAUGCAGAAACUGAAAGCAGUAUGGAAAAAUCACUUAUUCGUGUGAUAUUGGAACGUUAUAAGCAAAAUGGUGUUGUUGGAAGACCUGUGAAUAAUAGUCGUGUGAAAAUGGUCGUUCAGUAUGGUCUCCAAAUGAUUCAACUCCUUGGGCUUGACGAAAAUAAACAAGUUUUAAGGACAAAUUGUUGGGCUGUAUAUAGAUGGAGUGAUUCUUUAUUGAAAUGGAAUGCAAGUCAGUAUGGUGGUAUUAAAGAAUUGAGGAUAUUUCCACAUCAAAUAUGGACACCUGAUAUUAAACUCUAUAAUUUUGCAGAUGAACGUUUACAAGAAUUUCGAGAAGGUCGUUUAGUGGUAGAUAGCAGUGGCAAUAUACUGUGGAUUCAGCAGGCAUUAUUCAGAAGCACAUGCCAAGUUGAAAUUACAUACUUUCCAUUUGAUAGUCAGGUUUGUAUGUUAGAGUUUGGUUCAAUGGCAUAUGACAAAACCCAAUUAGAUUUGGACUGGUGGAUACCAGAUGGCAGUGAUACGCCGAUGCCAUAUGUUGAUUUCUCAGAUUAUGUACCUGCGAAUGAUUGGUUUACAGAUGGAGAAGCAGAACGACAUAUUAGACAUGAAGAUCGAGUACAUCAGUUGAGGUCUGUAAAACGAUAUCGAGUUAGAGAACAUUUGAUUGGAUCAACGAAACAUGAAAGAUAUUAUCCAGUUCUACGUUAUUUAAUACGUAUUUAUCGUAAUCCAAGUUUUCACUUAUUUAUUUUAAUUGUUCCAUGUUUGUUAUUAUCACUGCUAAGUUUGGUGGUCUUUUGGUUACCACCGGACUCAGCCGCGAAAAUGAUGUUAGGCAUAAACAUCUUCGUGGGAUUUUUCGUAUUACUAUUACUAUUGGCGAAAUCAAUGCCUAGUGCAAUAAAAAAUUUCCCCAUAAUAGGUAUUUUCUUUUGCUUAAAUAUGGUCAUGGUCACAUUGUCAAUAUUUAUGGCUACUUGGGUAGUAAAUUUAUUUUAUAAAGGAAAUGAAGGUCAAGCAGUUCCAUUUUGGAUUCGUCGAUUUAUCAUUGAUGGAUUAGGUCGUAUGUUAGGAAUUCGGCAAAUAAUUCCAUUAAUUGAUAAAUCACAACGUUUAGAUCCAAAAAUAUCUUCUUUAAACAUUUCAAUAAGUGAAACUAAUUCAAUACAAAUGAAUUAUCAUGAUAAUUAUUCAAUGAUAAAUGAUGAUGAUAAUAAUCAAAUUAAUAAUUUUUCUAAUAAAAAACAAUUAAAUCACAAUAUUCAUUUAAUUAAUGAAAUAGUUUCUAAUCAUAUAAAUGAAAUGAAACAUAAUGAAUUAAAACAAUAUUCAUAUAAUAUAAAAGAAUUUUUACAACAUAUAAAUAUAAAACAAAUUAAAUCUUCACAUAAAAAUUCAUUAGGUACUGAAUGGCGUAUAUUGGCAUUAAUUAUUGAUCGUUUAUUUUUUAUUAUUUAUUUAUUUACAUUAAUUACUAUUGCUGGUAUUGUUAUUUUAAAAACUGAUUUGCCUGAUACAACAUUACAAUUAAUAAAUCGUAAUGUAGUUGAUCUACAAUAAUGUACACUUAUUAUUAAUACUGUUUUCGGUUUGAUAUUUAUUCCAUUUAAUCUGCAUUUUAUUCACGUAUAUUAUGAACAAAAUAGUUUUGUUUUUCUUCAUAUUGUUAUUUAUUGAUAUGUUACUUACUGAUUUUUAUCAUUCAUAAUACAUUGUAAUCAUUUACAUAAACUAAUCAAACAUUAGUGACAUUUUGUAAAAUAUUUACUCUUGAAUGUGUACACUUCCUUACAAUGAUUAGAUCUAGUAAUAGCCUAUGAUUAAGUUAGUGCUAAAUGUUUUUAUCCUUAAUAUAUUUACAAACCUAUUAUCAUUGAAUCAAAUACAUACAAAUAUUUCUGAAGUUACCUAAGUCAACUGUGAUCAUUGUUAAUAAGAAUCAAUUUGUAUUAACAUAUUCAUAUAUGUAAAAUACAUACUGUAUUAUAUACAUAAUAAAAUACGCAUUAAUUUGUAAUGCCGUAUUCUGGAAACAUUCACUAUCUGAAAUAUAUGUAAUUGUUUCAGUGGAUAACACUGAAGAAUAUUCACUCACCUUUUUUGACUGUAUUCUGAUGAAUUUUUAAAUAUAAA
Schistosoma guineensis is the source of this 2211-nucleotide messenger RNA. Lineage: Eukaryota; Metazoa; Platyhelminthes; Trematoda; Strigeidida; Schistosomatidae. The record is from the annotation of a GenBank genome assembly.